AUGACGACCUCGACCUCGGCGGCGGCGGCGUCGUCCGCCGAGAUAUAUUCAUCUCGUCAGCGGCAACAACACCAAAACCAACAACAAAAACAAUCUCGUGGGUCGGCGACCGAUCCCAUGGGCGGCAAUGGAGGUGCAAUUGAAAGUGAUACGGGAAUUGCCUCCGCUGCCACCACUGCGACGAAGACCGUUCCCUCCUCGACGAGAGCAGGACACGAGGCCCAGAUGCCGGGGAAUGAACGGAAUAACAAAGGCGGUCAAGGGCCUAAUGCCGAUCCGGCGUCAUGGUCCGAGUCAAUGAGCAGUAGCAGUUACGGGUCGUACGGGUCGUUCACGAGGAGUCUGUACGCCAGAGGGUCUUGA
This is a messenger RNA of Exophiala spinifera, 363 nucleotides long. RefSeq lists its product as uncharacterized. The coding region runs from base 1 to 363 and encodes 120 amino acids. NCBI's taxonomy places the organism in Eukaryota, Fungi, Ascomycota, Eurotiomycetes, Chaetothyriales, Herpotrichiellaceae. The record is from RefSeq and is a predicted model, not a curated record. The transcript has a single exon.